This is a messenger RNA of Helianthus annuus (common sunflower), 2482 nucleotides long. RefSeq names its product zinc finger BED domain-containing protein RICESLEEPER 2. The record is from RefSeq and is a predicted model, not a curated record. The transcript is spliced from 6 exons. NCBI's taxonomy places the organism in Eukaryota, Viridiplantae, Streptophyta, Magnoliopsida, Asterales, Asteraceae. Bases 271 to 2364 code for a protein of 697 amino acids. Gene Ontology annotation, molecular function: protein dimerization activity; DNA binding.
CUAAUCUCGCUUCUUCACUUUCUCCGCCUUUGUCUGAACUCUCUCUCUCUCUCUCUCUCUCUCUCUCUCCAAGCUCGGCUCCGAUCCGGCUAAGAUCCAGCUCCCACACUUUCUCUCUCCUCUUCGAUCUCCCUCUUUUCUUCUUUCAAAACUCUUACAAACUUUCUCAACACACGCAUCACCUUCACCCUCAAAUAUUGUACAGGUUGAAAGUGAAGAUCCGUACAGAUUGUUUCGAACAGUUGGUAGCUCACUUUUGACUGACUUCUCAUGCAGUUUGGGCUCCAGGCAAGUGUUGUUGGUGGGAAAACUGGAGGCUUAAUGGAUUGGAGUGUAAACAACUCAUACAAAAACCUAAAAGUAGAUAUGGAACCCAAAUCUGUGAUGGAUGUGGCACUCAUUCCAAUUAUGGAACCAAUAGACGGUGCACCUGGCACUUCAGACAAAGCGGAUCAUACAACAAAACCGAGAAAGAAGACAAUGACUUCUAUUUACCUUAAAUUCUUUGAAACAACAUCAGAUGGCAAGAAUCGAAAGUGCAAGUUCUGUGGUCAAAGCUAUUCAAUUUCUACAGCCACUGGCAAUUUGGGCAGGCACCUCAGCAACCGUCAUCCGGGGUAUGAUAAGUCCGAUGAUUCUGUCUCCACCCCAGUCUCGCAACCCAUUGUAGUAAAAAAGCCUCAAACCCAAGCCAAAGCGUCCCGUGUUGACUUUGACCAUCUAAACUGGCUGCUCACAAAAUGGCUCAUUUUAGCAUCUUUAUCUCCUUCAACAUUUGAAGAAAAAUGGCUAUCAAAUUCCUUCAAGUUCCUUAACCCAAACGUCCACAUUUGGUCUAGCGAAAAGUUCCAAGCGGUGCUAAACGAAGUUUUUAAAAGCAUGCGGGAAGACAUACGGUGCAUGUUAGCAAACGUUACUUCAAAAGUCUCUAUUACCCUCGAGUUUUGGACAUCAUACCAACAAAUCUUUUACAUGAGUGUUAGUUGUCAAUGGAUCGAUGAACAAUGGUCGUUUCACAGAUUACUACUCGAUAUUUCUCGCGUUCCUUCACCGUACGGCAGUUCAGAAAUUUAUCACACGUUAACCAAAGUUUUGAAACUUUAUACUCUAGAGAGUCGUAUUCUUUCAUGUACUCAUGAUAACAGUACAAAUGCGUUUCAUGCUUACCAUACUCUUAAAGAGGAUCUUGCUAGCCAAAAACCGAACCCUUUUUGCUACGUUCCAUGUGCUGCCCAUGCAUUGAGUUCGGUUAUAGAUGACGGUUUGAGAUCAACCAAAUCGGUAAUCGCAAAGAUUAGGGAGUUUGCUUUGGAGAUUAAUUCAUCGUCAGAGAUGAUAGAAGAAUUUAAUCAGUCGACAACAAAUUAUCAAGAAGGUAGCUGGAAAUUUCCUCUUGAUGUUUCGGCUAGAUGGAGUGGCACUUAUCAAAUGCUUGACAUUGUUCGUAAGGCAAGCAAAACUAUGGAAGCGAUUAUCAGGAAGCAUGACGAAACACUUGGUAGGUUGCUACUAAACUCAACAGAGAAGAACGCGAUAAAUCUGAUACACACGUAUCUUGAACCAUUCUACAAAACCACAAAUGACAUAUGCACAAACAAAUUACCAACCGUCGGAUUAGUUCUCUUCUUCAUGGAUCACAUUUCCGAGACUAUAGCCGCAUGCAGAGAAUCCCGUCACAGUCCAGACUGGCUUAAAAAUGCCGCAAUCGACAUGGGUACAAAAGUCAGAUGCUACAACGAUCAAGUUUCUAACAUUUUCACCUACAUGACUGCAAUCCUCGAUCCCCGUAUUAAAAUCGAGUUGAUUCCCGAAAGUCUAAACUUAGAUAACUAUCUUGAGGAAGCCAGGAGUCAUUUUGUGCGAAAUUACUCAACUACCCAUUUCUCGUCAGUGGCUACAUCUUACGGAAGUACCCAAGAGUUAGAAGAUGGAGGGAACAAUAAUGUGUCGUUUGCUGAGGAAAUCGCGCGUAAAAGACGAAGGGCAGCCAUGGGGACGGCAACCGAUGAGUUGACUCAGUAUUUAUCCGAACCCACGGCUCCCAUACCGACCGAUGUGUUAGAAUGGUGGAAAGUAAAUAGCACACGGUACCCACGAUUGUCUGUAAUGGCUCGGGAUUUCUUGGCGGUUCAAGCCACGUCAAUGGCACCGGAGGAUUUGUUUUGUAGUAAAGGGGAUGAAGUCGAAAGGGCGAAACAGUCGAUUCCAUAUUCGAGUAUUCAGUGUGUUCUUUGCAUUAGAUCAUGGAUCGAAUCUGGGAUGAAACUAAAAUAUAAAUCGACCGAGAUUGAUUAUGAGAGGUUGAUGGAGUUAGCAGGUGUGGGAGAGGAUGUAGCAGGGUGUUCUGAGAAGAAACAUAAAUAGGGUCAAAUGGGUUGGUUUGCUUUUUAGUGUUAACUAGAAAUACAACCCGCCGCAAUGCGGCGGAGAUUCUUUAGUUAUAACUAAGUCGAUUUAGGACGCGCACGUUAUGUUGAACCUA